AUGUUCGGUUCCCCAUUUCUUAAAGAAUCUCUCCACAUUCUCAGAAGUCUUCGCAAGUGGUACCACCAAACGUGUGCGUCGAAAUUCGAGGCCUGCAAUGUGCCUGAGUUCGUGCCUAGCCAGAAGGUGUUCUGCCUCCCGAACCAUGUCAUUAAUUCUAAGCACAGUGUGAUAUCUGCUUUCGAUGCUUUACUCGGUCAGAGCAUCUGGCAAGGCAUCGUCGCACGCGUGAGCAUCCCCACAUGUCGAGGCUAUGGCUUUGCUGACCAGGCUGAAGAUACCAAAGAAAAAGCUUACCACUGCCCAUAUUGCCCGAGAUCCUUCCAAAGGUCCGAUGUCAAGGCUAUUCACGUUAGAAAAUGUCCCGCAGCUCCCUCAGAUGACAGCCCUGGCGACACAGCAGCUGAAAGGACUGGCCGGAGGCGCGUUCGCAUCGCUUGCGAGAGAUGUCGAAAGCGUAAAAUGCGCUGUGACGACCGGACAGGAGCAGCACCAAGUCAAUCAUCGCUCCAAGAAGGUUCCGGAAUGAAUGGCGUUGAUCAAACAAUUGACGAUAUUCAUGAGACUACUGAUGUUAACAGCCACUCAGAAUCAAUUUCUUUCUCACUGUCGGACUCAACAGCAAAAGAACAGAGAGCGGCCAACGCUGCCCUGGAGCCUCUCAGCAGCAUGCACAACGAAGCUGUACCUCCAUCUCUUCUAGAGGUCAACUAUCAAGAUACCAUUCUCCAAGAGCCUUCCUUUCAGGACUCCACGAAUUUGCCGAUCUACGAUCUAGAUGUGCCAGACAUAUCCCUUCCUUAUGAUAAUUACCCUUUGCCGGACGCUGAUGGUCAGGGCGAUUUCUGGCAAACGCAAAUUAUGAACAGCCAAUUCUGGUUCAGCGGCUGUGACCUCGCCCAGAGCGGUGGACUAUUCGAUUCCAAUUCGCCGCUUUUCAACCAUGUACUGUCAUCACCAAUGCAGACACUCACAGCGACAAUGCAGGAAUAUUUUGACCGCAAAUCUCGAGCGCCUUCACCUUCACUCAGUAAAGCCAGCAAAAUGUGGUAUUCGGCACCACCAAAUCUAAGCGACCAUAACCAGGAUAUUGUCAGAGUUUUCUUAAACAUCUUCAGAAGACACAUUCCCGAGACUUUCCCGCUUUUCAAAGAUGCUGCUGUUGGUCACAAAAAUCGAGCUGCGUAUACCCUAGCAAUGGCUGCGACUGGUGGCCUGUUCUGCCCAGUUUCCGGAAGCGCCGAAGUUGCGAAGGCUUUGUAUAAUGAUUCUCGAAAGUUGUUACUUGCACAAUUCAUUCUUCUAGAGCUCUAUGGUCUCUGCAGCGGCGAUAAAAGAAGCUAUGAAUUUGCUGAAGCAUUUCAUGGCAGCCUCAUUCAUUCAGUCCAAGAAUACAGCCAGGCCUGUAAAGGCGCUGUAACUAGUGCUGACAACAACGACAGCAACAUCCGACUGCUCGAGGCUCUGUACAUUCUGGAUUGCUAUCGUGUUGUCAUAAUGCAACGUCCAGCCUCCUCAUCCUGGCAACGGGCAGCCUCAUUUGCUGGGCAAUCAUCUCCGGACACACGGAUAUCUCGAUUACUCAAUCUCAUCGCAGAGUUGAAUGACGGGGGACACAUGACUACAACCGAAACUUCUAAAGACCUUAGUCUGCCCAGCUUGGCUUCCCUGAGUACUCAUCUGUGGCCAGCUGUCUAUUCGCGGCAAAAUGGGUAUGGUUCGGAUAAUGUCCCGGUGGAAAGCUUUUCAUUAUGGAAUCCACAAUAUGUCGAGUUAGCUUGCGACAAUUGGCUUCGAACGGUCGGACAAUCUAGAAAUCCUACCCAUCUUGCUGUCUACCAUAUGAUGAACAUCAUGCUCCACGCCAACUUGACAAUGCUGCAAAGCUUUGCUCAUUCGCCUCCAGGCUCAGCAGCACGAGAUGCCAAGAAGAGCUCCGUGGCAAAAGAAGUUGUUGCAUGGGCUCAAGACAGAAACUACAAGAUCUCGCGGUGGCAUGCUGAGAACAUGAUCUCGUCAAUCGAGGGUGCUGUUAUGGCUCCCAGUACGAAAUCGGACCUGUCACAGGCCCUUGCCGGACACUCGGCGUCAUACCCACAACAGCGCCGACUACCCUAUGAAGCCCCCCACGUUCCAUAUGCAAUCUACUACGCGACACUCAUUCUAUGGUGUGGUUCUGCAAUCGAAGAAGGCAGAGUCUCGUCCUCAACCACUGCUCAAGCCCAACUUGCGAGAGGCGAGCGGCUUCUAUCUCUCCACAAAGUUCAUAUCGCUAAACUCUUAGCACGAGUACUCAAUGAAGUGAAGUAG
Exophiala aquamarina CBS 119918 is the source of this 2310-nucleotide messenger RNA. RefSeq lists its product as uncharacterized. Lineage: Eukaryota; Fungi; Ascomycota; Eurotiomycetes; Chaetothyriales; Herpotrichiellaceae. The record is from RefSeq and is a predicted model, not a curated record. The transcript is spliced from 7 exons. Gene Ontology annotation, molecular function: DNA-binding transcription factor activity, RNA polymerase II-specific; zinc ion binding. Gene Ontology annotation, biological process: regulation of DNA-templated transcription. Bases 1 to 2310 code for a protein of 769 amino acids.